Molecule: messenger RNA, 995 nt
Organism: Exophiala xenobiotica
Lineage: Eukaryota; Fungi; Ascomycota; Eurotiomycetes; Chaetothyriales; Herpotrichiellaceae
Exons: 6
Coding region: 138-506 (122 amino acids)
Biological process (GO): protein import into mitochondrial intermembrane space
Cellular component (GO): mitochondrial intermembrane space
Molecular function (GO): zinc ion binding
Source: RefSeq, a predicted model, not a curated record
CUUCGACAGCGACAAAAGGCUACGGUAGGGUAUCAUAUUCCUGAACAUACCCCGUACCAGUAUCCAGCAUCCUCUAUCCAAUCCAAGACGCGCCUUUGAAAUCGAAACGCCGAAUAUAUCCUUCCAAAGAAGUAGAUAUGUGCAAACACAUCUUAAACGCCCAAGUAUCUAUACGGAGUCCAUGCUGCAAAAAAUGGUUCGACUGUGCAGAGUGCCACGCCGAGCAAGAAACACACCCUUUACUACAGACUUUCGAUAUGACGUUCGUAUGCAAGAAAUGCCGAAAAGCAUUCCGAAAGAACACCCAGGAUUGGGAUGAGAGCGACGAGUACUGCCCAAAUUGCGACAACCACUUCGUCAUAGACGCUUUGACGCCAAAGGCUGCACUGAAAGUCGAGAGUGAGGACACGAGGAUGGACGCCAGGAUGCUCAAAGAUGAGCGCGUUCGACAGCCCGAGCAACAAUCAAUAUUCGAUGUCAAAAAUGCCGAGACACGCCUGGUCUGAACCAAAGACGAUACGAGGGAGGCUGACUAUGCUACACCUUUUUCAAUUUUAGGAAUUAAUGCAAAGGAGCCUGAAGUGCAAACCGACGGCUUGCUGCUGGAUGGUUUCCCCUGAGAAGCAUUUUGGGGCGGCUUGAUGAAAUGCAUGUCCAGACACGACAGGCAAUGGUCACCCUGUUUUGAUUCAUUUUAUCACCUAAACUCCUGGCGCUUAUGCAAAGGACGGAUCAAGGAGGUCUAUUCAUCAAGUAUCCCCUGAUCCUUCACCCUCCGUGACUGGUCUUGUGGGCAGAGUUGAUGUACCUGGGCCCGAAGCAGCUGCUCUGCCUGGCUUCUUCUUUGCCUGCUCUUCUUGCUUCUCGGCCUCAAUUGUCUUGACGUAUUGUUCGAUCUGUUCGGAGGGCAGCAUUUCAAUGGUCUUUCCUGGAGCCAUGAUUGCAAUCUCAAUAUUCUUCGCUCCGGUUUGGACGACUUCAAGGAGGGAUUUGAC